AUGUUCUUCGCUCGGUUUCGCCAGCCCGUCUACAAGACUGUGCUGAUGUGCCCGCCCAGUAGCUCAAGGCCCAAGCUGCCCAACUAUCAGAAUCUCACACCUUGGGUGAGGAUCUUCUUUUUCGCCCACACGUACUAUGCUUACAUUUACACGUUUUACAUGUUCGUGUUUGCAUUCUACAAGGGCUAUGCGCAGGGCAAGCCCAGUGUUGAAACCUCUUCGCCUUGCUUGGUGAGUUGA
Durusdinium trenchii is the source of this 240-nucleotide messenger RNA. Lineage: Eukaryota; Dinophyceae; Suessiales; Symbiodiniaceae. The record is from the annotation of a GenBank genome assembly.